AAACCGUCCUUAAUAACGACCAGUUUGGAUCAUCCACGUUGUUGUUAACUAAAACAAAGUUAAAUAGUGAUCUCACAAACAUUUCUAGCUGUAUUAGUAAAACGUCGUAGAUCUACUCUUGUAGUUUAAAAGCAGCGCUGUGUCUUUAAAACCACCGAGCGGGGUCUGAAUCUGGCAGGAAGUUAGCCGCGGCUAACAGGAAGCUGUGUAAUGAGGACACAUUGAGGUGCAGGACUUGGCAAAGAGCUGCGAGUCCAAACACUGCUGUUUACUCUCGUUACUUUCCCCUCCAGGACAGGAGGAGUACGCCGUCAGGCACCUGUGUAUGAAGACAAGUCAGAGUCAGCUAUGUCUUCAGCCGUGGAUCUCAAGACCAAGGAGGAGAAAGAUGCAGAGCUGGACAGACGAAUUGAAGCUCUGCGGAAGAAGAAUGAAGCUCUGGUCAAGAGGUACCAGGAAAUAGAGGAAGACAAGAAGAAGGCAGAGCAGGAGGGCAUUGCCGUGACAACGCCCAGGAAGCCCCGCCCCCAUGAGCCGGAGACGGACAGAAGGAAGACGGAGAAAGAAAACCUGACCGUCACAGUCGACCUUUCUAAACAGACCGGGGAGAAGAGAGUUGUGAACGACUGGAAGCCCGGUGUGCCUCGUGGACGGAAGACAUCAGAGGAGGGUGACGGCCAUGGAGGACCAAGCGACAGCCACAGCCCCCCCAGGAGGAUGGGAUCAGGACGAUUGGGUCGGGGAGGUCAGAGAGGAGCCCGCCAGGAAAGGAGAGAAUGGGAGCCCAGGACACCCAGAGAUGGAGAACCUGGGGAGUCAGGAGGACAGGGACGAAGAGGAGGAAGGAGAGGAAGAGGAGGAGAAGGAAGAGGAAGAGGAGGAGGAGGAGAAGGGGGAGGAGGGGAAGGGGGAGGGGGGACACCAGGUGGCAUAGACAGGAAGUCCAAGGAAUGGGAGGAGAAGAGGCGGCAGAACAUUGAGAAGAUGAAUGAAGAGAUGGAGAGAAUAGCCGAGUAUGAGAGAGGACAGCGGCCGGAUGGAGACAAACCGAUCCGUAACUUCUUGGAUGACCCGAGACGUUCAGGACCAGCACCAGACAUCGACCGCAAAGAGGGCAGCAGGAGACAUGUAAGAAACUGGGGAGGGCUGGACUUUGACAAUGUGAAGACGGGAGCAGAACUGGAAAAAGAAUGGACUAGUCGAAGGCCUGGUCCAAAAGGCUCUGUAGAUAUGACCAUGUCUAUGACCGGUCGGGAGAGAGCAGAGUACCUGCGCUGGAAGAAGGAGCGUGAGCAGAUUGACGAGGAGAGACUAGCACGCCAUCGCAAUGCCACAGGCCAGUGGAGACGAGAAUGGGACGCGCAGAAGACAGACAACAUGUUCAAGGAGGAUCCAUAUGUAGCAGCAGAGGGCAUCACACCCGAGCAGGGCAGCAGGAGAGAUGACAGCAAGCGUCCUCCUAAAGCUCCGACAUUUGGCGACUUCCUGUCCCAGGGCAGGACCCAGGGGCCCAGAGGAGACCGGGGCAGAGGGAGGGGCCGAGGACAGAAACCGAGCUACAGCAUGCAUGACAACCGCUGGGAAGGAGAGAAAGAAGAGGACAAAGAAAAGGAGGACAAGACGAAGAGAGAGGAGAAGCCUAAAAAGAAAGAGAAGGAGGAAGAAAAGGCCAAACCUCCUACAUCACAGAAGGUGGAGGAGAAUAAUGAAGGAGAGGAUGAUGAGGAGGAAUGGGAGGAUGCCAGUGAUGAGGAUGAUGAGGAUAUGGAGGAAGGGAGCGACUCAGAACAAGACUCCAGGGGCGAUGAAAAGAAAGAUAAAGGGAAAGAGAAACCUGCCAAAAACAAAAGCAGCUCUACAUCUCCUGCAGCUCGUUCUCGACCAACAUCGGCAGGAAGCCCCAAAGAGCAGCGGACUCCCAGGCCAAAGGUCCACAUUCCUCCACCGGCAGCAGUUCAGGAGUCACCGGAAGGAGGCAAGCCCCUCAGCCCCUUCUCCCCACUGUACAGCCACCAGCCUGUAUCAGACUGGGGAGAGGAGAUGGAGAUGCAGUCACCCCGAAGCAGCAUGGGAGGCGAGAGCCCACUGAAACCUCCCAGCGUGGAGUCCAGCCCACCCCAGAAACAGGAGCAAGAGGUGGAGGCAGAGAGCCAAGCUGCCAGCUCCAGUGAACCAGCUGAGCCACAGAGAGUAGAGGAUACAGUCACAGACAUUUCCUCUGCUCCUGAAGCCCAACAGACUGUGAUAGUGUCAGAACCAGAACCUGAACCUGAACCUGAACCGCCAUCUGACCCCGCCCCUCCUGAGGUGUCUGACCCCGCCCCUCCUGAGGGGUCUGACUCCGCCCCCUCUGAGGUGUCUGACUCCGCCCCCUCUGAGGUCACUGAUGCCGCUGACCAGAGUACACCUGCGCCGACACAAGACAAACAGGACUCCUCCUCCCCUGCAGCCAUCCUGGAGGCUGACCAGAGCUCCUCUGAACCAGCAGGAGGGGAAGACGAUGACACGGCGCCCGCUGGGACCGACGAUGCUCCGACAGCAGAGACAGCCGAGUCCUCAGAGCAGACGUCCUCAGGAUGAAGCUGCUGGGAACAAACAGACUCAUUUCUGAGGAGGAUGGAAAGAUGAUGGAAGGAGGACGAUCAUCACACUACUCAUCACUGCAGUGACCAUCACACACCCAAAUUAAAAAACACUUAAACCAUCAUGAGGAGCAGAGACUGUGCGUCGCUGCCUUGGACCGGCCUCUUUUCAGCUCUAUCUCUGAGUCUUGUGGAUCGCCUCUGGGCCACUGCCGUGUUUUGUCUCACUCUGUUAAGUAGUAAGGUAUGAAAAUUUAAGUCAGUCACUGGUUUUGAAUUUGGAAAAGCUUCAAAGUGGGUUUUCAAGGUUUUCUACAUCUGGAAAAUGAACUGAGCCUGAUCGCAGUAGAAAUGUGUGUCGAGUAUAAAUCAUUUCACAGAAGAUCAUUUAAACCACGUGCUGAGGAAACAUUCACACUGAACCUCACGGAAGUCAGUGACAAGUUUAUUUUCCCCCCGAGACUUUAUUAGUUGACCCCAUCGAGCCUGGCAGCAGAAUCAGCUGACUCCUCAGUAUUUUAGGCGAUAACAAUAACACGGUGCACAGCACUGACUGCUUAUGGGCUGAUCCACUGUCCUGCAUCUUUUGCCCAUUGAUGGUGCCCUUAAGCCAAACAGAUGCCUGCUCAGCUCUCCCCGUCUCCAUUUAGAGAAGCACGCUGUGUGGUCUGGCUUUACAUGGAAAGAAAUCACAACACCAAGCCCUAACUGGCCUGAGAUCAGUUCAUAAAAUAAUGUCCGCCUAUGUGUCUGCUCAGCUGUCUCAGGGACAGAACGGACGUGUCUCAUCUGUGGGUUUAGGCUGUAACAUAAUGACUUCUCUGAAGAACGAUCAGACUCGUUUGGCAGCUCGUUGUUGACCUAACCAACACGCUCACAUGCCAACUAGCACCCAGGGUUAAUAGCUGCUGCUCGGUCUGUUAAGAGUUCUUGAUUUCUUGGACUUCUCUAAGGUCUGAAGUUUUCUUUUUAAAUCGAUGCAGCAGAACAUCUUCCUCGUCAAAAUAUUGCUCUUACAUUACCCAUAAUGCAAUUUGACUGCCAACAGUUUGGUCUGAGAUUGGGGUGAGUGUCCUGAAGCAUCGAGCAGACGAGCAGCAGCACAGAGGUCUCCUCUGGAGCCAGAAAGAGCUGAACAGCCUGUUACACAGACAGACUCUGAUGUGUUUCCCUCUGACAUGAACUGUUUGGCCUGUUGUACAGUUAGCUGGUUUACAAGCUCCAGUGUUGUUAACGGAGACGAGGACGAGACUGUUGAGCCACUUUUGGAAAUAAAUGUAAAUCACCUGCAGAGCGAUACUGGAUUCAUCUACAAACUAUUUCACUCUGGACUUUUAUUGAAUGCAGUCUUUUCUAAACUGGACUUUCUUGCAACUUUAAAGCCUCUUGUGAGCGAUUGUGGCGCCAUCUUCAUGACUUUACCAUCACAGUGGCCUCGGCUCUGUCUCCAUCAUGUAGAGAUGGGACUCCACCCCCCGGCCUGUCCUGCUCUUUUGUUUUAUUGUGUGGCUUUUAAUGUGUGGUUUUCUAGAUUUACGUUAAAAUCUGUUUCUUUUCAUAUCAGACCCACAGGAGCAAUUUUAUUUUCUGUCACGAGAGAGGAAACUAAAAUGAUAAGAAUGUUUACACGAGCUUCAGUGCAGGUAGAUCGAUGUUUUAAAAGUGCGAUCAGUCAUACCGGACAAAGGCAGCUGAUUGUUGAGUCUCGUUUCCCGGACGUCAAACACUGGCGCUGUUCUGCUGGGAAACCGUCAGUUCUCUUUGUCCAGAAUGACUGACGCCUCCUGAAGUGUCGUUUAUUCUGUUUUUCAUCAGAGUGCGUGCUACAAUAACUGACUUCAGUGAUCAUGUGUGUCAGAUGUAAAUCAGACAAACACACGCUCUCACCUGAAUGAACUUCCAGGAUCAGGUGUUUUGUUUAAGAACAUCUGAAAUCCAUCAAAUACCAAUGAUGUACUUAGAUCAGCCUGUUUGCUGUUUAAUCAUGUUUAAUUCUGCCUUUUAUAAUCAGAAAGGGUUUAAUUUUUUUUUUCAGUGACAGACUGUGCUGCCAUUUUGUGAUUGUGAGGAUGUGAAUCAUCAGUCAUACAGAGAGUCUGUCACAUCCGUCUGACACGAGUUCCCGUCUCCCCUCAGAUGACACACUGCCUCCUAAAUGAGAGUUUAUUUUUAAAAUCAAGGGUCUCAUUCCAAAAUGGCUUUAAGGUAUGAAAGAAAAACAAACAACUUAACAUGAAAUUAGUGUUUUUACAUUAAAUAUGUAUAUUUUUGUUAACAGGUGUGUUUUGAGGAAAUAAUUGCCUCAGAAUCUGGUGAUACAGAUUCACAUGAAAGUGUAGAAACAUGAAUUAUACUUGUGUAAUCACGUUAGGGCUGUAGCCUCUUUUGGAAUGAAACCCUUCACUCAUACCUCAGCAGACCAAGGGCUUUAGUUUGAUUCUUUUUUUGACUUUGUGCUUUGAUUUCUGUGAUCAGCUCUUUGAAUCAUGUCGGCUGUGGUGGCUCGCGGAUUAAUGCGACGCUUUAACGUUUUUGUGUGCCGUGACGGAGGAAUAAAAAUGAUGCAUUUGGGUUGAAAGGAACUGCAAUAUGUACAGUUUUUAAAUGGAACAUUCCACAGUCGGGUGUUUGUGUAAAAUGUAGCCUGUGGGCUAAGAAAAAUAUUGUUUUUAUUUUCUUCUUUUGCAAAUGGACGUUUGUUUUUCUGAGCUUGGAUGACUGACUGACUGUAUUUAAGGCAGUAGAUGUUUCCUCUAUUUCUACGUCUACCUGUUUGAUACGUGAAACUGAGAACUAACAAGGUUUGCCUUUUUUGGAGUGCUGUGUAGCUGUUUUCAUAAACUUAUCAGCAUGAAUCCGAAAUUGUAGCUUUUUAAUGUUGUCAAAGCCAUCGAUGAAAUAAAUGUCCCCGUCAGAGAGAAGCCCUGAUGUCUGUACAGCUGCACCCACAUGAAAUGUAAAGCACACGCCAGUUUUUGGUGUUCUCAUUUAGCCAAUAAAUAUAUUCCUCUGAUGCGUUA
Larimichthys crocea (large yellow croaker) is the source of this 5602-nucleotide messenger RNA. It is a transcript of the gene ccdc9, whose product is annotated as coiled-coil domain containing 9. The record is from RefSeq and is a predicted model, not a curated record. NCBI's taxonomy places the organism in Eukaryota, Metazoa, Chordata, Actinopteri, Sciaenidae. Bases 349 to 2580 code for a protein of 743 amino acids. The transcript is spliced from 16 exons.